AUGGCUCCAAAGAAGAAACCACUUGUAGUGAAAACCACCAAGAAAACCAUCCGAGAAACGGUCAAAGUUUCCGUAGUAGAUCGAACCACAAACACACCAUUGACCAAAAACGUUUCCUCGAAAGAAAAGAUCGAAAUCUUGACAGAAAAGACCGCCCCUCAAGACCAAGUAACAUUAUUAGUACCAUAUUUGGAACUGAUUAACAAUAACGGUCAUCAUGAAAGCUUAGAAACUAACGGCGGUGGAGAAACAAGAGUAGAGAUCAAGGUUCAAGAUGUAGCGGCGGAAAGACAAGGAAAGCCAAAGAAAGGCGGCGGAGCAGGGAGGCGGAAGAAGAGGAGGAGGAGGAAGAUGGGAGAGAGUGGCGGUGGUGAAGUAGUAGUAGAGUAUAGGAGAUAUGUGUAUAGGGUGUUGAAACAAGUGCAUCCGGAUUUAGGGAUAUCGUCGAAAACCAUGACGAUUAUAAACAACUUGAUGAAUGAUAUGUUUGAGAGAUUGGCGGAGACGGCUGCUAAGUUGUCGGAGUAUAACAAGAAGAUGACGUUGUCGUCGAGGGAGAUACAAGCGGCGGUGAAGUUAGUGGUGCCCGGUGAGCUUGGGAAGCAUGCUAUUGCCGAAGGGACUAAGGCGGUUACUAAUUAUACCUCGUAUACCGCCCCUCGUGGUGGCGCAUGA
Erigeron canadensis is the source of this 675-nucleotide messenger RNA. RefSeq names its product histone H2B.3-like. Gene Ontology annotation, molecular function: protein heterodimerization activity; structural constituent of chromatin; DNA binding. The transcript has a single exon. Gene Ontology annotation, cellular component: nucleosome. Bases 1 to 675 code for a protein of 224 amino acids. Gene Ontology annotation, biological process: nucleosome assembly. The record is from RefSeq and is a predicted model, not a curated record. NCBI's taxonomy places the organism in Eukaryota, Viridiplantae, Streptophyta, Magnoliopsida, Asterales, Asteraceae.